This is a messenger RNA of Condylostylus longicornis, 593 nucleotides long. RefSeq names its product DET1- and DDB1-associated protein 1. The coding region runs from base 104 to 421 and encodes 105 amino acids. Gene Ontology annotation, cellular component: Cul4-RING E3 ubiquitin ligase complex. Gene Ontology annotation, biological process: positive regulation of proteasomal ubiquitin-dependent protein catabolic process. The transcript is spliced from 4 exons. NCBI's taxonomy places the organism in Eukaryota, Metazoa, Arthropoda, Insecta, Diptera, Dolichopodidae. The record is from RefSeq and is a predicted model, not a curated record.
UAAAUGUCAUAAUCAUCGGUUGCUUAAAUCCAUCAAUCCAAUUUUUUUUCUGUCUUCUUUAAAAAACGACAUUUAACAAAACAAAAUUUUAUAGCUAAAGUUCAUGUCAAAUAACAACAUGUCGGUAAAGGAAUUUUUAAAAGACUUGCCGAGUCAUAAUCAAAGAAAUUUUUCAUUAUUUAAUUCAGAAAACGGAAUCAGAACGUCACUUAAGAGACCCACAGUAUAUAUACCCACAGAGGAUUCACCUUCAGAACAAAUUAUUGUGACAGAAAAAAAAAACAUUUUAUUACGUUAUUUGCACCAACAAUGGGAUAAAAAGAGCAUUCUUAAGAGAAGAGAACAUUCCUCGGACAUAAAUUCAGAUGUGGCUAAUAAUUCACGAAGUAAAAGAAUUCGUUUGGAAAGGGAAACACAAUAGAAAUAUGGAAUUAUUAUAAUCAAAAUCGUGUAAGAUAACUGAAUCAAAUGAGGGAAUGUUAGGUUUGAAUGUUCUGAUUUCUUUUUUUAAAUAAAUUUUUCUUUUGAAAAUUUUCUUUUGCUAAUUAUGUCCUAUAAAAUUAUUUAAUAAAAAUUUGUAAACAAUAACAUAA